This is a messenger RNA of Aureobasidium pullulans EXF-150, 1363 nucleotides long. RefSeq lists its product as uncharacterized. The transcript has a single exon. NCBI's taxonomy places the organism in Eukaryota, Fungi, Ascomycota, Dothideomycetes, Dothideales, Saccotheciaceae. Bases 138 to 1271 code for a protein of 377 amino acids. The record is from RefSeq and is a predicted model, not a curated record.
CGUGAGGCGCGGAUAUUCCGGGCGUAAGAGCAGAGGGUGGAUUGUUUUUAAAACAUGGCUUGAUCUUGGAUCUUCAUCUCCUUCCUCUCCCUUGCUUGCUGUUUGUAUACGACUCAUCCUCCACUUCCAUUCAUAUCAUGGACCGCCCUAUCGCUCGCAGCAACAUGAUUAGCACCAUUCCUGAGGACCACAUUGACCAUGACUACCAGACCGCCUGCAAAGCCAAGAGACGGCGUAUCUCGAAGGUGUCGAUGAGCCUGGGCAAUAUCGCCGCCGAAGACCUAAGAAGCGAAAUCUCACAAAGCAUCCGCAAGGAAUUGUCACGACGACGAAGCAGUGUCAUUGCUCCCGAACCACAACUCAAGUCCCGCCCGACAGAGACUGCCAACAUCUUCACCGCCGAGAAUACCGAAUCAGCUGCCUCCAAGGCAUUGAACAACUUUGACCUCUUCGAGCACAUUUUGAUGCAAUUGCCUUGGUCAGGCGAGGAGGUUGAAAUGCAACGACAGAGCAUCCGCGCCAUCAUGAAGACUACGCGAACAUGUCGCAGUUUCAAGGGCAUGAUCGAUGCAUCAGCUCGUCUGCAGAAGCGACUUUUCCUGGCUCGCGACUCGGAGCAAAAGAGACCUUGUUACUGUGGUCAUCAAGAGGAGGAUCAUGUUUGCGGCGCAGAGACAAACCCCUUCAUCGCACCGACACUGAAGAAACACAUCCUACACAACUCCUUCUCGUGCGAUCAACGACGACAGAAGCAACAGGCCGCAAGACAAGCAAGAGCGGAUCAACAAUCCCUCCGCAAACACCUUUCCAACACCAAUCAAUCACACGACGACUACUUCAGCCACCCAGUCAUCUUCCGCGACCUCCAAGACAAGCAAAAGAAACACAUGCUCGCCUUCAAAAUCUCAGAGAACGACCCCUUUUACCUCCUCGGCGAGCGCUCUCCUCCCAAUGCGAGUUGGCGCAGCAUGUAUUUCUCCAACCCUGCACCCACGCGCAUUGAGCUGUAUUACUGGAGUUAUCUCAUCCGCUGUGAAUCACAAGAUGGAAAACCCUUGACUGCUGGCUUCGUUUGGGACACCAUUCACGAGACUUUGGAGGUCGCGAGACAGCGCAAGGCGCCUGGAUAUCAGUACGAGGGUGACGAGCCGUUGCUUGUGCUGUUGGGGUCUUGGGAGCAAGAGGACGGUGAGGGCAGACAUGUUUACGAUUGGUUGAACCAGAGGCAUGAGGCUUGCGGCAGUCCUGCUUGUCGUUAUGCGAAGGUCUGAGUGAUGGGCAGCGACUUGAAAGUCAUCUUUUUCCUGCGAGUUUUCUGUUCUUGUGAGCGUUCUAGCGUUGUUGUUGCGUAAUGAUUGUUUUC